CACUCAUGAUUUAGGUUACACUUUGAGCAUGUCUGGGAUACUUCGCAGCAUUGACUUAAGCUUACCAAGAUGCUCCAUUCAUUUGGGUCCAGCGCCUCAACCCAGUGUUUUCAGAUAUUAAAGAUCUGAAAAGUGCCACAAAAGGACCAGCGUUAAUCAAUACUCGGUCGAUAAUUACUGCCCAUCUAGACACAUGGAGCUCCUCAUCUCUUACACAGCUGCAGAUCAACAAUCCACAUAGCCUGGCGUGCUAUGUUAGGUAAAGUCUGCAAGAUGGUAUCUAUCGAUCUUUCACAGCCAGUACUGCCUCCUGCGGCUGGAAUACAAUCCAACUUCAUCAAUCCAGAAAACGAAGCGGCGUUGGCAUAUGGCGCAGUCAUUUCAUCCAUCGUUCUCGUCACUCUGUUCACCUGGUUCCGAUUAAGCGUGAAGCUUUGGCUGGUGGGUUCAUUACAUUGUGAAGAUUACAUACUUCCUUUCGCUUGGAUUUUUGGAAUAGCCAACUUCACAACUAGCUUGUUGAUUUACGACUUUGCACCUAUAAUACACAGCUGGGAUAUGCAAAUGCAUGCAUUCUCCAAAUUCCUUCUGCUAUCUCGCUUGAGCUGGACUUUCUACAAUAUUAGUAUUCUUCUAAUCAAGAACGCCAUGCUAAUUCAGGUGUUACGAAUCUUUGUCCCGCGUGGUACCUCGUCUUUCACCUACUACGCUAUACAUGCAGUACUGUGGACAUCGACACUGUACUACACCAUCACGGCAUUUCUUCAUAUCUUUACCUGCAACCCGAUCCAUAAGAUAUGGCACCCGUGGGUGGAGGGUACAUGUGUGAACAAGGAAGUCAUGCUGUUAACAACUACGGUGGUUAACGUAGUCACUGACCUCUUUAUUCUAUACAUCUCCCAAAGAGUGAUCUGGAAGACAAUGGGUAACCGAGGGCCAGACCGCAUAAAAAUCAGCUUACUCUUCGGCGCCGGACUUAUCCCAGCCGUCUUCUCCGGCAUAUGCUUCUACUACAUGUACCUCGCGACCACAAAAGUCGACUUUAUUUACCACGCAUCGUACAUGGAGCUUGCUUGCUUUGGCGAGAUCGUCGGAGGAAUGUUCGUACUGUUUCUGGCCGUUUUGCCAAGCUUCUUUACGCACGUUAGAGAUACAAUCACGCAAAGGUCCAGCUCCGGCGCGAAUGAGGACCUUGAGGUUGCCGAUGUCACUAAAACUACUAAUGAUAGAUUCCAGUCAUGGAAUGAGAGCGAGGAUAGCGUCCGACGGCUCACUUUUCCAUCCUCGGUCUUUCAUGUUGAUUUCCAUCCUGGGUCGGAUGAGAAAGGGUUUUGGGGAAAAUACUACAUUUCUACCAAACGCAGCAGCGAGGAAAAUACCCCGACGACGCCCACAUUCUUUAUGUCAUCAUGCGGCUGUUGAACUAUCCGCGGAUCGUAUUUCUAUUUACAUUUCCUAUAAUUUCCCGAUACCCGAAAGCUUGUGUAACAAAUGCUGUUGUUUGUUUAGUUCUAAUUAAUCCUGUUG
Messenger RNA from Aaosphaeria arxii CBS 175.79, 1527 nucleotides. RefSeq lists its product as uncharacterized. NCBI's taxonomy places the organism in Eukaryota, Fungi, Ascomycota, Dothideomycetes, Pleosporales. Bases 253 to 1422 code for a protein of 389 amino acids. The record is from RefSeq and is a predicted model, not a curated record. The transcript has 5 exons.